GAAUAUUCAAAGUCGCCACUCUCCUGCUGUCCGUCCGAGACAGAAACGCAGGGAUGGAGAUUCCGGAGUGCCCCAUCUGCCUCCAAUCAUACGACGAAGACGACCAGAUCAUCCCACGUGUCCUUCCCUGCGGCCACUCCGCAUGUGAGCCGUGCAUCAGACAGCUCCCCUGCCGCUUCCCCAACACCAUCUCCUGCCCUGCCUGCACCCAGCUCAUCCGAUUCCCAGGAUCCAAUGGCCCUUCUUCCCUCCCCAAGAACAUCGAUCUCAUCCGCUUCAUCUCCCAAACAAAACCCCAUUCCCAAUCCAAAAAUUACAAUCCUGCCACUGAAACCCGCUCCUCCACCCCAACCGACGCCCGAAAUUCUCCGUCUGAAUUUCUCCCCCGCCUCUGGACUGAAGACUUCUAUUCAACCUGGAAAGAUUGGAUUCUUCCCAGUGAGGUGGUUUCAGUAGGAGAGAGAGUUCAAAGAGGUGAAGGAUUCUUCUCUUUAUGUCACGGAAGGACUAUAAAUUCUUCUUCUUCUUCUUCGUAUAUGUGUUCAUCUUUUAAUUUUAAUCAUGAUGUGAGUCUUUUGUAUAUUACGGAUUCUCCGUGUUCAAAUGAAUCGGGUUUUAGUCUUAGCUACACAGCUCGGGUAAUGAAAGCUUUGUAUCGGCUGAAAGAACGGGAGAGAACUGAAUUGGGUUUUAUUGUACGAGCCUGCUCGAAGCAACGGUGGGUUUGUAGGGUUUAUGGGUUUUGGAUGGAUUUGGAAGACGGGUCUGUUUUCUUGGUGUGCGAGAGGUUGGCCGGUGAUUUUAUGAAGAAGCUUGGGGAGUUGAAUGAUGGGUUUUUUGGCAUUGUUGAGAGGGAUGCAGUGGAGGGAAAUCCGAAUUUGAGGGUAGAUGAUGUAAUUUUGGGUUUCGCGAAUCAUGGUUUGCGGUUGUGUGAAGCGCUGAUGGGUUUGCAUUCGGAAGGUGUAGUUUGUGGCUGCUUGGCACCAUCCUGUUUUAGGUUCGAUGAUUAUGGGUGUUUUUCUAUUGACUUGAAUGAUGUCCUGGUGACUGGAAGGAGAGUCCGGAAGAGCAUCGCAAGUGCUGGUUCUACUCGAAGAAGCAGUGAUAGCUCGAAAACCAAUUUGGGUUUUGCUGAUCUGUUGAAAAUCCAAGCAUUUGCAAGUCCAGAGUUGCUUAUGUUGUUGCACGGUGGGAGCGAGGCAAUGGACCAUGGUUUAGAGGUUUUGUCUGGGCAUGGCUCGGAUAUCUGGUCCUUGGGUUGUAUCUUAGUUAGGCUUCUUGUGGGAGGUUUGAUUGUUGAUGAGCUGUUUGAAAGUUUUUAUUGCAUUCUACAGAAAAGAACUGACAAAAGCUGUGAUGAAUUUCUGGACAUGUAUAUAGUUUGGAUGGAGAAAGUGGCUUCUGUGUUGGGAGCAUUCUUGGAUGGGCGAUUUCAGUCAUUGCUGCAAAUUAUUUGCCAGUGCUUGGAUUACGAGCCUGAAAGCCGUCCACAUGUGAGUGAUGUAUGGAGGUGUGUUAGGGGAUUGCUUAUCAUGCCCCAUGUUGAUAUUCUGGCGGACUUGGAUGCCUUGAUCAGACUGGAAAAUGCUCACCAUUGCUUGAUUCUUGGGGAUUUGUGUCUGCUGCCAAAGGAAGUUGAGAAUGGAUCACAAAAGCAGAAUAGACAUGAAUUGCAGAAGUGCGGUGACAUCGCAGACGAUCUUCUGAGCAUGGGUUUGGUCGGAAGCAGUGGAACUGAUGUUACUCAAUUGAAGCAGGAGCAAAUUGAUAAAGAACUUGUUGAUGGGUUGCAUUCUGGUGAUUUGAACUCUGUGACGUUGCAGGGUCACCUUGAUUGCAUCACAGGAUUAGCUGUUGGAGGGGGGUUUCUGUUUAGCUCCUCCUUCGAUAAAACAGUCCAUGUAUGGUCCCUGCAGGACUUUUCUUAUGUACAGUCCUUGAGAGGUCAUGAACAUAAAGUCAUGGCCAUAGUCAUUGUGGAUGCAGAUAAGCCACUGUGCAUAAGUGGAGACGGUGGAGGUGACAUUUUUAUUUGGGAUUUUGGCAUUUCUCUUGGACAAGAGCCAUUGAGGAAGUGGCGUGAGCAUAACGACUGGCGUUAUACUGGUGUUCAUUCGUUGGCUGUCUCAGGAGUUGAUUAUCUUUAUAGUGGCAGUGGUGAUAAGUCGAUAAAAGCAUGGUCGUUGCAGGAUUACACCCUUGUAUGCACUAUGAACGGUCAUAAAUCGGCGGUAUCUUCUUUAACAGUAUGCAAUGGGAUUCUUUACAGUGGAAGUUGGGAUGGAACAGUUCGUUUAUGGUUGCUUAGUGAUCAUAGCCCUUUGGCAGUAUUGGGGGACGACACACCUGGAAGUUUGGCCUCUGUUUUGUCGCUUUCGGCAGGAAACCACUUGCUGGUUUCUUCUCAUGAGAAUGGAUGUGUAAAGAUGUGGAAGAAUGACAUGCUUGUAAGGUCAAUGCAAACUCAUGAGGGUGCUAUUUUUGCCGUUGAAAUGGUUGGGAAAUGGCUCUUUACAGGAGGUUGGAAUAAGAUGGUCAAUGUUCAGGAGUUAUCGGAGGAUGAGUUUCAAGUGGAUGCCAGGAUGGUUGGCACUAUUUCUUGUGAUUCCAUUAUAACUGCUUUGUUAUAUUGGCAGGGAAAGCUUUUUGUGGGAUUCUCCGACAAGGUUAUCAAGGAAAAUGUCAUUCAUUUCAAGAAGAAUUGGAGAGAUUUCAUAAGCUUAAACUACUGGGUCGUCCAAGACUACUACCGCCUUGUCGACUCUGUCAAUUCUCUCGAGCCGCAGGUUCUUCGAUUGUCUGAUGAACAGCUUACUGCAAAGACGGACGAAUUCCGUCAUCGUCUGAGCCAGGGAGAAACGCUAGCGGAUAUUCAAGCUGAGGCAUUUGCUGUCGUCCGCGAAGCUGCAAAAAGGAAGCUUGGGAUGCGGCAUUUUGAUGUCCAGAUUAUUGGUGGGGCGGUGCUUCAUGAUGGUUCUAUUGCUGAGAUGAAGACAGGUGAGGGGAAGACUCUCGUUUCGACAUUAGCAGCUUAUCUGAAUGCACUAACAGGCGAUGGAGUUCAUGUUGUAACUGUCAACGAUUACCUAGCUCAGCGGGAUGCAGAGUGGAUGGGCCGUGUUCAUCGCUUUCUUGGUCUUUCAGUGGGUCUUAUACAGAGGGGCAUGACUGCUGGGGAGAGGAGAUCCAACUACAACUGCGAUAUAACAUACACGAAUAACUCAGAACUUGGCUUUGAUUAUCUUCGGGACAAUCUUGCGGGAAAUAGAGAGCAAUUGGUUAUGAGAUGGCCAAAGCCAUUCCAUUUUGCAAUCGUCGACGAGGUUGAUUCAGUCCUUAUAGAUGAAGGAAGGAAUCCGUUGUUAAUAAGCGGUGAGGCUACUAAAGAUGCUGCUCGAUAUCCAGUUGCUGCAAAAGUAGCUGAACUGCUUGUACGAGGCCUUCAUUACAAUGUCGAACUCAAAGAUAACUCGGUGGAGAUGACUGAGGAAGGAGUUGCACUUGCUGAGAUGGCUCUUGAAACAAAUGACUUAUGGGAUGAAAAUGAUCCCUGGGCAAGGUUUGUGAUGAAUGCCUUGAAGGCCAAAGAGUUCUACAGGCGCGAUGUUCAAUACAUUGUUAGAAAUGGGAAGGCCCUUAUAAUCAAUGAGCUUACAGGAAGAGUUGAAGAGAAAAGGAGAUGGUCUGAGGGUAUCCACCAAGCUGUGGAGGCUAAAGAAGGCCUGAAGAUCCAGGCUGAUUCUGUAGUUGUGGCACAAAUUACAUAUCAAUCAUUGUUUAAGCUCUACCCAAAGCUUUCAGGGAUGACUGGAACUGCAAAAACCGAAGAGAAAGAAUUUCUGAAAAUGUUUCAGAUGCCAGUUAUUGAAGUUCCUACAAAUCUUCCAAAUAUUCGGAAAGAUUUACCUAUUCAAGCUUUUGCUACUGCACGUGGGAAAUGGGAAUAUGUUCGAGAAGAAGUAGAAUUCAUGUUUGGACAGGGCCGUCCUGUCUUAGUUGGUACCACAAGCGUUGAAAACUCCGAGUAUUUGUCUGAUCUGCUGAAGGAACGGAAUAUCCCGCACAAUGUCCUUAAUGCACGACCCAAGUAUGCUGCGAGAGAGGCUGAAAUUGUUGCUCAGGCAGGUCGAAAAUCUGCCAUCACCAUUUCUACCAAUAUGGCUGGUCGAGGCACUGAUAUAAUCCUCGGUGGCAACCCAAAAAUGCUUGCAAAAGAAAUCAUAGAGGACAGCUUACUUCCAUUUCUAACGCAAGAGGCACCAAAUGUUGAAACUGAUGGGGAGGCAGUCUCUCAAAAGGGUUUGUCCAAGAUAAAAGUUGGACCAUCAUCACUUGCUUUACUAGCAAAGACAGCACUCAUGGCAAAAUAUGUUUGCAAAAGUCAGGAAAAGUGCUGGACAUAUAGGGAGGCAAAAUCUAUGAUUUCAGAUUCCAUCCAUAUGAGCCAGUCAAUUGGUGUGCAAGAGCUAGAAAAACUUAUUGCUGAGGAAUCUGAGAUGUAUCCUAUUGGCCCUACAAUAGCACAUGCUUAUCUUAUGGUCUUGAAGGACUGCGAGGCACAUUGCUGUGCUGAAGGGUCCGAGGUGAAAAGGUUGGGGGGCCUUCAUGUGAUUGGGACAUCGUUGCACGAGUCUCGGCGAAUAGAUAAUCAGCUUCGUGGUAGAGCAGGUAGACAAGGUGACCCUGGAUCAACAAGGUUUAUGGUGAGCUUGCAGGAUGAGAUGUUUCAGAAGUUCAAUUUUGACACAGAGUGGGCUGUUAGACUUAUAUCAAAGAUUACAAAUAAUGAGGAUGUACCCAUUGAGGGUGAUACAAUUGUAAAACAGCUUUUGGCCCUGCAAAUUAAUGCGGAGAAAUACUUCUUUGGAAUAAGAAAAAGUCUUGUUGAGUUCGAUGAAGUACUAGAGGUGCAACGAAAGCAUGUCUAUGAUCUUAGGCAAUUGAUAUUGACAGGGGAUUCCGAGAGUUGUUGCCAACACAUUUUCCAGUACAUGCAAGCAGUGGUAGAUGAAAUCAUCUUCGGAAAUGUUGAUCCAAUGAAGCAUCCAAGUAAAUGGAAUUUGGGUAAGCUCUUGAAUGAGUUUAUUGGAAUUGGAGGAAAGAUAUUGGCUGAUCCAUUUACAGGGAUCAAUGAGCAAGCUGUGCUGUCAUCUCUUGAAAGGUUACAUGAAGUGAGCUCUGUAGAGGUUGAUGGAUUUUCCCUUCCGAACUUGCCAGUACCUCCAAAUGCAUUCAGAGGAAUCCGGAAGAAAAGCUCUUCCUUAAAACGGUGGCUUAGCAUAUACACUGAUGAGUCAGCAAAGAAGGGAAGAUACCAAGGAACCGCUAAUCUUCUUCGCAAGUACCUCGGUGACUUUUUGAUUGCUUCCUAUUUGGAGGUUGUACAAGAAUCUGGUUAUGACGAUGCAUAUAUUCAAGAAAUUGAGAGAGCGGUGUUUGUGAAAACUCUGGAUUGUUUCUGGAGAGACCAUUUGAUAAAUAUGAAUAGGCUCAGUUCAGCGGUGAAUGUGAGGAGUUUCGGGCAUAGGAACCCACUAGAAGAAUACAAGAUUGAUGGGUGUCGAUUUUUCAUAUCCAUGCUUAGUGCAACCAGAAGGUUGACUAUAGAAUCCCUCUUACAGUAUUGGUCAUCCCCGAUGGAGUCCGAAGAGUUAUUUGUGCCAUAGAUUCCUCUGUACCAUAUCUUGUGGUUUUAUACAUGUGAGUUUUUUCAUUUUUUCUUUCUUCUUUUAUUAUUAUUAUUAUUUUU
This is a messenger RNA of Magnolia sinica, 5749 nucleotides long. Its product is annotated as protein translocase subunit SECA2, chloroplastic. Gene Ontology annotation, molecular function: protein binding; ATP binding; protein kinase activity. The record is from RefSeq and is a predicted model, not a curated record. Lineage: Eukaryota; Viridiplantae; Streptophyta; Magnoliopsida; Magnoliales; Magnoliaceae. Gene Ontology annotation, cellular component: chloroplast envelope; membrane. The transcript is spliced from 35 exons. Gene Ontology annotation, biological process: protein targeting; protein import; protein phosphorylation. The coding region runs from base 54 to 5666 and encodes 1870 amino acids.